This is a messenger RNA of Caenorhabditis remanei, 282 nucleotides long. RefSeq lists its product as uncharacterized. The record is from RefSeq and is a predicted model, not a curated record. NCBI's taxonomy places the organism in Eukaryota, Metazoa, Nematoda, Chromadorea, Rhabditida, Rhabditidae. The coding region runs from base 1 to 282 and encodes 93 amino acids. The transcript has 3 exons.
AUGGACAAAUCUGUCACUCAAGGUCUGGGGCAAAGGACCCUCGAGGUCCCGGCCCAAGGAGGAGGAAAAAGAACCCUCCAGGUGACCCACCACACGACAUUAAUGGAGAUGGGCCCAGUGCGCUGCCGCAUUAUUGUGGCGACAUACUUCCUCCAGGUGCAUGGCAUCUGGGUUCUCCACCCAGAAGACCGUAUGGUCUUCCUGGUGGAGAACCCGGGGUCUAUGUACCCAGUGGAGUGCGUGAGCGUCUUCCCAUGGACCACCAACCAGCCACCACCGUAG